AUGGAAAGACAAGGGUUCAAUUCAAUGUUGUUUACUAGAGGUAUGCUGUUUACUAGAGGUUUAGAAUACAGGUGUGGUUUAAGUAAAUCAAUAGAUAGUUUUGGUCCUAUUGAUGAAAAUAACGGUGGAGACACAUCUAGUUUAAUUGAUAUGCAUAAUAACAUUCAUAGCUGGAAGAACAAUAGUGAAAAUUGUAGUUAUAGUCAUGGUCAUGCUGACUAUUCAGCAGAUGUGAACAACAUACAUAAUCAUAAUUUGCUAUUUGCAAAAAGUCUAUCCGUGUGGGAUAGUCAUAAUAAUAGUUAUGACAUAUAUUAUGCUUAUAAUGAUGAUAGUUGGACUUAUAACAUGAAUUGUUGCAUUUGGAAUUAUCUUCGUUCUCAAAUCUGGGAGGAUAUUGACAAAUCCAAUGCCAGUUACCGUGAUAUGGACUUUAAGAGUUACAUUUGCGAUAGGGGCCAAAAUAGUAGUGAAAGCCAUAGUACAAAUAUAAUAAAUUAA
Lathyrus sativus (Indian pea) is the source of this 501-nucleotide messenger RNA. The record is from the annotation of a GenBank genome assembly. Lineage: Eukaryota; Viridiplantae; Streptophyta; Magnoliopsida; Fabales; Fabaceae.